Molecule: messenger RNA, 1185 nt
Organism: Suillus subaureus
Lineage: Eukaryota; Fungi; Basidiomycota; Agaricomycetes; Boletales; Suillaceae
Exons: 7
Coding region: 1-1185 (394 amino acids)
Source: RefSeq, a predicted model, not a curated record
AUGCCAGAUAAGCGUUCGGGACUUGCAAUGGGAUACCAGGACGACGGCAUCCAAUGUUAUUCGACCAGCCUGUGUCAAGAGUACGACAGAAUGGGUGAAGUAUAUUACUAUCCAGGCGAUCAAUUGUUGCUGGAAUAUGAUAACAUCCACGGAUAUUUAAGUGCACCCCAUGAAAAUUCCACGACUACUGUCUCGACCUUUCGUCAUUACUGGAUCUGUUAUAACUCCCGAGUUUCACGCUUGGCUCGCAAGAAUGUGAAAGGACAAGCCUGGAUGGAAAGCAGGGAUGAAAUUGAUUCCGUGUCGCCAAUCCAACAUCGUACAUGGGGCCUUGGAAAGACCGUGUACUGGGUUUCGAAAUACACUAUGCCACCGCUCCGAGCCCUACCGUUCACAAUCAAUCAAACGUUACCUUUCGAUUUUCUUCGGAGGAAUUGGAAUGACGACAUCAAAGCAAUGAAUGGAGAAAGUGGACAAGCUGUUGGAAAGAUGAUAGAGGGUCACUCAACUGAAGAGGGCAUAACAAUAUGGACACUCACUCCCAAAACCAAGGGUGAUGGUAAUCCACCCACCAUCCCGGUGAGCGCCAAAUUCUCUUCUCCAGGAUACGCACUUAGCGUUGCGUUGAACAGUGAUCAUCUGAAUCUGAAUCUUUCCACACUACAAGCAACUGUAGGCGGCGCCGUGGACUCGGACGGAAUAUUCUCAGAUGGUCCAACCACUUGGCCACGAACGACUGCAAAUGGGAAGACGGAGAGAUUGCUGGAUGAAUGUAGGGAAGUUCAAGAACAUGAACGUCGGGGUGUCAAGUAUCUCGCCUGGACGAAGAUGGCUGAAAACGACGGUGGUCAGAUGUUUAAGGUCGUCGAGAGUAAUGGGAAAACCGAACAACUGGCAAUAGCCAUUUGCAGCUGGAAGAGGUCUUGCGAGAGCGAACUGAGGUUUACCCUUUUUGCGUUCAGCAGGCACCCACCGCUCCGAGCUGGACUCUUCUUUAGAGGGCAUAUUUUGCAGCGACUGAGCAAGUCAAAUAACUUGUCUUACUCUGUAGGACUCAAAUUGGCUUCGUUUGUCGUUUGGACAGGUAUAAGUAAACACACGGAGGGAAAGAGGAAAAAUCAUAGAGCAAUCGACAUUCAACAGAAUGACCUCAUGAUUGACCCGACGAGGAAGAAUGGCGAGUAA